This is a messenger RNA of Paramecium tetraurelia, 666 nucleotides long. RefSeq lists its product as uncharacterized. The transcript is spliced from 2 exons. NCBI's taxonomy places the organism in Eukaryota, Ciliophora, Oligohymenophorea, Peniculida, Parameciidae. The record is from RefSeq and is a predicted model, not a curated record.
AUGCAUGGUGGAUUUAAUAGUAAAAAACUUGAAUAAGAAUAUAUUUCUGUAGUCAAUAAAAUGACAAUCUUGCUGAUUGAUUAGUUAUCAUUACAACUUCAACUUAGUAAAAUAGAUUAAAUUACAAAUAAACAAUUUUUUGAUAAACAAUUCACUAAGUUGUUAAAUUCCAUUAAGUCACUAGAGAAUCAAAAGAGAUUGCCACCUAAAUUCAGCAAUCUCUUGUAACCACUAUAAUUUGUUAUUCAAAACAAAGCCAAUUAGAUGACGUCGAAUGAGUAAGUAACAAAUGCGAAGCCUAAAUACAUUCCCCCCAUCUUGGAGCAAGAUGUUUAAUAUUCCACUCAAUUUACAAAGCGUUAUAGCAAUACUCAAAGAUAAAUUCAAUAUAUAAAUCAGACACAAAAAAAGAAGAACUUCUCUCCCAAUAAAAUCAAUAGAGUAUGCAAGUACUUGGACUAGAAGAAGACGAGACCUAUGAAUUAUAACAUAGGAGAAUUCUACGCUGACUUUUAAAAUGACUCAUAAAUAGUAGGGAAGAAUAAACUAUUGGAUUAUAAGUUGCAAUCCUCUGAAUUAAACAAAAUUGCGAAAACAUCUCUAAGUGUUGAUACUUCUUAGCUUUAAGAAAUCUCUAGAUUUUCAAAUUUUCACGAACAGUAUUGA